UAUUUUUAUUGGAAUUGCAGAACUUUAACAUUGACUAUUGUUUUUUGUUUCACAAAGUUUUAAUAUUAUUUUAAUUUUAUUUGCUGGUUUAUGUUCCUCAACUUAAAAGAUAAAUCUAGACUAAAUAGAUUCAUAGUGAUGAAAUCUUAAUGCAUAGGAAUAAAAAGAAUAAAAUAAAGGUCAUCCUGUAUAUUAUGUCUACAUAUUGGUGCCUUCUGAUCACAUUUACAUGGUAUUGAAUAGCAAGAGAAAAAACUACAAAUAUUAAUUUCUUCUUUUAGUAUUAUAUUAACAACUUGACCUAAUUUAAUAAAACUUUGCAUUUCUCUUCUUCUACUUUGCAGUUACCUACCUUGUGUUUAUCUGUUGCAUAAAAUCCCAUUAAUAUGCACUGAACUUUGUGGCUGCAAUGUAACAAAAUUGGAAAACAUUAAUCCUCCUGCUUCAUAAUUCAUGAGCCAAACUAAUGAAGUAAACUAAGGAAGAAUGACCUUCAUGGUGUAAAUGCAUUAAACCCCACUUGUUAAAUUUUUUCUCAUGCUGAGGCACCUGGCACAUUUCAAAAUCAUUUUAUCUUCACUGCACCUCACAGAUGUUCAAGUGAAGGACUAAAAUGUCUCAGAUGUCAUCUUUUCUUAGAAUUGCAGAAUUUCUUGCUGUGUAGCUUAGAUUUCUUGAACCAGGAAGCUCUUUCUGAAACUGGAAAAUUCUCUUAAAUGUGAUUCCUCGGCGUAAUUAAAGUCAGAUUUUCAUCACAUCCACAUUAUAUAUAUACAUUUACUCCCUUUCAGUCAGAGAGUGAGGCACAACAUAUUACCAUUCAGCUGAUUUAUCUUUGUGUAAUGGUCAUAGUACCUGAUUUUAAUACAAGUAAAGUUAAUUUGUUUUAUUUUGGGGCCAAAUGUGCCUGGAAGAAAGUUAAGCUUAAUUUAUUUCUAACCACUUUUGAAUUCAGUAAGUAUAUUCGCUUGGACGUUGUUAUUGAGUAUAUGCAUAUAUGUGUGCGUGUGGGCAUGUGGGGGUGUGGGGGUGUGUGUGCUUGCAUUUGAUACAUUGUGUGUGUGGCUCUGGGUUUGAAGGGGAUUGCUGACUUUGCAGCAGCAUUUGCAACCUGCAAGAAAAGACGAGAGAGCUCAAAUGUGUCGGGACAGCAAACUGAACUUUCUCUGAAACGGCAAGGGGUGUUCUGUGGAUUUCAUGGCUCUCCUCACCAACAUAGCCAUCCUGAUGGUGCUCGCUUGUAUUUCCCAUCAGAUGAUGUUGGGCAGCUGUCAGAGGAUCCACGGACGUAGAGGACGGGGGGACAGAGGACAUCGCAAGGAAAGAUCAGGACUGAGCCGUGUGAAAACUGCUGGAGGCAAACUGGUCACAAAAGAUGGUUCACGUUGCACCUGGACUGCAAUAGAAAAUGAUCCAUUGUUCCUCUUCAUUACUUGCAAAACUGGUGAAAACAGCUUCAUCUGUAGUUAUAUUGGCAGACCAGCUCUUUGUCCCCAAUAUACAUCCAAAACUUUACUCUACUGGAAGCAGAUUACCAGGGCUCUGAAGAAGCAAAACAGCCUGUGUCAUAAUGAAAAGUUACUGGUGAGGGCAGGCGUGUGCAAACAAGCCCCCAGAGAGGCUCACUUCAGGCUCGUAGUUGCCCAGAAGGCGACGACUCCCUUGCCUUACAUUCCAGCAGCUCCAGACACAGACGCCAAAUCCUGCCUGCCUAAGAACAAGAAACUGGCCAAAGAGUUCUGCAGUGACUCCUGGUCUAGUGUUUGCACAUUUUUUUCCACCAUGGUGAACAAUUAUGAUUGCUGAGAUAGAAAAAGGCUUGGCUUGUGUGGUCACUUCAGAACAUACAGUAUUUAAGUGUAUACUUCAUGUAGCUUGUGGUUUCGUAAAGAGAUUGUAAGACUCAACUUGUAAAGUGAUAGUCACUGCACAUUGGAAAUAAAAUAACACUGUUUAUUCUACUUGCAUGAAAAUAUGUAUUUAUAUGAUAGAAACUAAAAUUUUAUGUGAACUUUAAAGUCAUUUUUUCCCAUUGUGAUGAUGAAUAAUUAAAUCCAUCCAAAAUAAAUCAUAGCCAUCCACACAA
Molecule: messenger RNA, 2086 nt
Organism: Xiphophorus hellerii (green swordtail)
Lineage: Eukaryota; Metazoa; Chordata; Actinopteri; Cyprinodontiformes; Poeciliidae
Gene: fgfbp1a
Product: fibroblast growth factor binding protein 1a
Exons: 2
Coding region: 1198-1806 (202 amino acids)
Biological process (GO): cell-cell signaling
Molecular function (GO): growth factor binding
Source: RefSeq, a predicted model, not a curated record